AUGUGCAAGGAGUAUAACUCCCUUAACAAGGAAGGUCAUGAUGAACUACACUUCGACGACCCAGAUCUCACGAAACCGCUAGCCCAAUGUAGAGAACCGAUGUCGCCCAGGGAAGAACGAUUAGGGAUAGAAAAUAAUGUCC
Molecule: messenger RNA, 142 nt
Organism: Acaulospora morrowiae
Lineage: Eukaryota; Fungi; Glomeromycota; Glomeromycetes; Diversisporales; Acaulosporaceae
Source: the annotation of a GenBank genome assembly